Hemicordylus capensis (graceful crag lizard) is the source of this 1985-nucleotide messenger RNA. Its product is annotated as coiled-coil domain-containing protein 74B-like. Bases 411 to 1547 code for a protein of 378 amino acids. The record is from RefSeq and is a predicted model, not a curated record. Lineage: Eukaryota; Metazoa; Chordata; Lepidosauria; Squamata; Cordylidae. The transcript has 8 exons.
GGGUUGUUGCUCCGGCCUUGAGCACGUGCAGAGGGCCGCCCUCGUCCUGCUGCGGGAGAGGCCUCCCGUUCCCAUGGCAACGCCCCAGACAGCGCAAAGCCCCCCCCCUCCAAUUCUCCCUCACCCCCAAUGCGGGGGCGGUGCGCCCUCCUUGGCGCGGAGGCCCCGAUCGUGAGGUGGGGCGGCGCCGCUCCCCCCGCCCCGGCCUCUGUGGGGCCCGCGCUCUCGCCCCCCCCCCCGCCUCAGUGACGCGGGCCUGACGCGCCCUGCCCGGAGCCGCCGCCGAGGAGCAGCCGCAGGCGAGAGCCGCCGCCGCCGCCUCCUCCUCGUCCUCGUCGGGCCUGGCCGGCCGGGCCGCCCGCCAUGCGCCUGGGGGGCUCCCCGCCGCCGGCCCGCCGUGAAGAGGGAUAAUGCAGAACCCGCCGGGCCUCCCGCCGCUGUGGCCCGAGAGGCCGCCCCCCGCCGCCUCGCCCUCGGCCGCCGCCCUCCGCCCGCUCCACCACCCGCACCCGCCGCCGCCGCCGCCGCCCGUGGGCUCCUCCCGCUGGGGGGCCGCCGCCGCCGCCGCCGCCAGGACGCCCGAGGUGGCCGAGCUGGAGAGGAGCCUCCAGUUCCUGCAGCAGCAGCACGCAGACACCCUCGGCCAGCUGCACCGGGAGAUCGACCGCCUGCAGCGCCAGAACAAGGAUCUCCAGUAUCGGCUCAUCAUGAACCCGGCCUUCCAGAACACAGAUUCUGAUCCGGGCAGCUCCAAGGUGCGUUCCAGAGGCAGUUCACUGAAGGUAGCCUUCAGCUUGAAGGGGGUAGUGGCACCACCAGCCGAAGUAGCUGCUGCUGCUGAAGAAGAAGAAGAGGAGGAGGAAUAUGGCAAAGCCGUAGCAGCAAACGGAGAAGAUCUUCUAGGUUUUGAGGGGCUGGAAGAGCAAGAAGUGAGCAGUGAAUUCACAAAGGAAGAAGAGAGUCUAGAAGGAGAGGAGGAGGGCCCUGGGGUGCCGGAGGAGCUGAAGGCCCCCAGUCUGAAGCAGGAGGUGACUCCCCCCAGAGAAACAGCCAUCUGUGAGCGGACAGUGGAAGUCUGUGACAGAGCCACCUCCCCGAUUGAUUUUCCAUCACCAAGCCAGAGUGGAGUUGGGGAAGUAAAAAUCCCUUCUGCUUCUUCCAACCCCUUCCUGGCAAACGUGCUCCCGUCCCACAUGCGGAAGCCCCCGACGCUGGAGGAGUGCGAGGUGGUCAUUCGUCAACUGUGGAACAUCAACCACAUGCAGGUGCAAGAGCUGAUGUAUCUGAGAUCCUGUUUGGAAGACAUCCACAGGACCAAAAGAAUUCCAGAUGAUUACAUGCUAGCCGGUCAGCUUGGGAGCCACACCACCACACGGUUGCCCAGAGUGAAGAAUGUCCCUAGGAAAUGCAGGCUUCUGAACCCACUGCCCGCUGCCGAGAGGGCUGUGCUGCCGGCUCUGAAGCAAACCUUGGGAAAUGCAUUUGCUGAGAGACAGAAGAGGACACAAGCCGUUCAGAGAAACCGGCUCAAUCGGACGGCACUUUAGCAGGCGUUGUUUCAUGGGCUCCUUUCUGUAGCGGUUCUCCGUGACCAAAAAGUGGAUGAGAACCCCACCCCACCCAUCUGGAGCCCCAUGAAGCUGCUCCAUUGUGCUUUCCAGAAGUUCUCCCCCACUUAAUGUUUAAUAUUAGCUGCCUCCUUUUUGUCUUUAAAAAGUCACAGUGACCUGACUGUUUGCCUCUAAGAGUUGGUCUCUUUGGUAGUGAUAGAAUUUCUUUCUCCUUGGCAUGGACUUUGAGACAUUUUGGGUGCAAGAGACACCCGAGCCUGCAAGGAGUUGAGCACCCUGAUUUUGUUUCAAAGUCAAUGCAAAUCCACAGCCCUCAGCAAGAGGAAGUGACUGUUAAACACAGGAAUAAUACAUUUAUUACAAUAAACCAAUUCCUUAGUUCAUGAAUAAAAUAUUGAUGCCGUUGUACUGCAA